AUGGCAGAUUCAAACAACGCCGAGGACUUGUCUGCUCCUCAGCAGGACGCUUUGCAGCAGUACAUUGCUGUCACCAACCAGGAACCCAAGGAUGCCAUCCCCCUACUCCGCCGGUCUCAAUGGAACGUCCAGAUUGCCGUAGCCAAGUUCUUUGAUGGCGAAGGCCCCGACCCUGUUGCCGAAGCGCUAGCCGCUCAAGACAUCCCCCGCGAAGCCGCACGUCACGAGAAUCUGCAAGAAAGCCUAUGGGCUGCUGAAGCAGCACCCUCGCGUGCCCGCCGACCGGGUGCGCAGACCGACGCAGCGCCUCGCAUCGUGCCACAGCAACCUGUCACCGGGCGGUCGCCAUGGCUGGUAGGCCUGCUGCUUACGCCACUGAGCUGGAGCUGGACGGCCGCCUCGUCGCUAUUCCGCACCUUUGUCUACAUCCUAUCCUUUCUGCCGGCACCGUUGCGUCCGCGCGCACUGACGAGUGGGCCGGCAGGGCUGAAGAGCAACAGCGGUCGGCGCAUGCUGAUGCCGCGCGACACGGCAGCGCGCUUCAAGAGGGAGUUUGACGAGGAAUACAGCGCAAACGAGCUGCCCUUCUACGAGGGUGGCUUCGCGCAGGCCCAUGAUCAGGCCAAGAAAGAUCUCAAGUUCCUGUUGACGGUCAUUCUCUCGCCUGAGCAUGACGACACCGAGUCCUUUGUCAAGGAGACGCUCCUAGACCCUCAGGUGGUACAGUUUGUCAACGACCCCACCAACAACAUCAUACUCUGGGGCGGCAAUGUCCUGGACUCGGAGGCCUAUCAGGUCUCGACCGAGUACAAGUGCACCAAGUUCCCCUUUUCGGCUCUCAUCUGCCUGACGCCCAAGGAGGGAAGCACGAGGAUGGGGGUUAUCAAGCGACUAGUCGGACCGACGCCAGCGGCGACCUACGUGUCUGAGAUGCAAGCUGCGAUGGAGAAGUAUGGCGGCGACUUGGCCAACGUGCGCGCAGAGAGGACUGCUCAGGAAGUGACUAGAAGCCUCCGUACCGAGCAGGACUCUGCCUAUGAGCGCUCGCUGGCCAUCGACCGCGAGCGCGCCCGUCAGAAGAAGGAGGCGGCCGAGGCCGCAGCCGCAGCCGAGGAGCGUGCGGAACGAGAAGCCGCGCAGGCAGCUAUCCUGGAACAGAAGCGAGCACAGUGGCGGACAUGGCGUGCCACGAAACUCCACCCGGAGCCACCGUCAUCUGACAAGAGCGUAGUGCGCGUAGCACUGAUGAUGCCCGAGGAGACGGGGGCUGGUCGUAUCACGCGACGCUUUGCGCAGGAUGCGGCUAUGGAGGAACUGUAUGCCUUUGUCGAGUGCUACGGGGUGACGACGGAUGGCGGCGAGGAUUACGAAAAGCCUGACGGGUACGAACACGAAUACUCGUUUAGGAUUGCGUCGACGCUACCACGAGAAGUCUACGAGCCCAGCCAAACAGCCACCAUGGGGGAGAGGAUAGGGCGGUCGGGGAAUCUGAUUGUCGAGCAAAUCGUGGCAGACUCGGACUCGGAGUCAGAGGACGGCUCGGAAGAAGAUGCUUGA
Emericellopsis cladophorae is the source of this 1557-nucleotide messenger RNA. RefSeq names its product UBX domain-containing protein-like protein. The transcript is spliced from 2 exons. Gene Ontology annotation, molecular function: ubiquitin binding. The coding region runs from base 1 to 1557 and encodes 518 amino acids. NCBI's taxonomy places the organism in Eukaryota, Fungi, Ascomycota, Sordariomycetes, Hypocreales, Bionectriaceae. The record is from RefSeq and is a predicted model, not a curated record. Gene Ontology annotation, cellular component: endoplasmic reticulum.